AUGUCCAGCGACAGUGCUGGCCCGUUGAAUGUGUUCAAUGGCUUUACAAACGAUGAGCAGUUCUACACGGGUCGCGGCCAUUGCAAAGGCGGCAUCCACCAGCGUUCAACCGAGUACUGGGACCCAUCAGUGCCAGAGGACUCGGUCACCUAUCAGGACCUGACAAGCUACGUCACAGAGUGUUUCAGCCGCCUCGGUGUGAAAGACCCACGCCUCAUCGUUGCCACCAUGCAGUCGUACACUGUCGGAGAGCACAGCCUGUGCGCCAGAGCAGUGCGCGUGCUCGCCCUGUACCGCAACGCGGCGUUUCGUAAUCACCCUCCCUAUAGGGGAAUUGGGCCGAACGUUACCAACCGCGGAGGCAACCUCCGUUAUUACAUUCCGCAGGACCUGGCUACGUCAUGGCCGCGAGUGCCGGCGAGCGUCCAGAAGAUUGUGGAGGCAUGA
Molecule: messenger RNA, 447 nt
Organism: Apiotrichum porosum
Lineage: Eukaryota; Fungi; Basidiomycota; Tremellomycetes; Trichosporonales; Trichosporonaceae
Exons: 5
Coding region: 1-447 (148 amino acids)
Source: RefSeq, a predicted model, not a curated record